Molecule: messenger RNA, 3379 nt
Organism: Epinephelus lanceolatus (giant grouper)
Lineage: Eukaryota; Metazoa; Chordata; Actinopteri; Perciformes; Serranidae
Source: RefSeq, a predicted model, not a curated record
GCUUCAAAAUUCACAAGUAGGGUAUUUACUGACGUGUUUUAUGUCGUAGAACGAAACCUGAAACUCACGAGAGAACCAGAAGUGCUAAAAGCGCUAACGGAGUUCCGGGUUUACUGGCACACUCUAUUUGCCUUGGAUCAAUUCUGAACUUGUAUCCAUUUUUAGACAGAGGGAUGAAGCAUGAUCAAAAUUUCGUUUGUCAAGGAAACAUGAUGAUUGGGAAGCAUACAGACAACUAAGAAAUAUCAGCAAGACGCAAGUUUGAAAUGCAAAAUCUGAUUAUUAAGAAUAUCUAAGUGAAAAUGUCAAAAAUCCUAAACAAUUUUGGAGUAAAAUAAAAAACAUUUCAUACUUCAGAAAAAUGCUCUAUUAGUCAACUAAGAGCUGCAGACACAAUGCUGAUAGAUCCGUCACUUAUUGCAUGUGAGCUCAAUCAACAUUUUUCCUCUGUUCCAGCUUAACUCCUCAGACUGUACACAUGACUUCUAAUUUCAUCACACCUUGUCAAAGUCAUUUUUAUUUUCAUACAAUAACUCCUGUUGAUGUCUGCAGUGCAAUUUGUGACCUAAAAGAGAGCAGUGGUCUUGGACUAGAUGGGAUUGAAACCAAGUUCAUUAAAUUAGCAUCUCUUAUUCUUAAUUAUCCAUUGGCUGACCUGUUUAAUCUUUCAUUAAGUACAUGUGUAGUUCCAACUAUUUGGAAAUGUGCACGUGUAACUCCUCUCCACAAGGGUGGCGACACACUUGACCCUAAUAACUACAGACCUAUUUCAAUUAUUUGUGCCAUUGCCCAAGUAUUUGAGAAAAUUAUUACAACUAUUAUCACAAUUACAAUUAUUACAGUACCUUAAUAUCAAUAAUAUUGUUUGCGCUCUUAAAAUUAAAAUUUACCAAUGAUACUUUAUCUGCUUCUGAUCGUGGUCAUCUCACAGGAGCAAUAUUUAUUGAUCUCACCAAAGCUUUUGAUCUGGUUGAUCACUAUCUUCUGUUAGACAAGCUUCAUGCAAUUGGUCUCUCCCAACAUGCGCUACUGUGGUUUAAUUCUUAUCUUCACAAUAGAAAGCAAUGUGUUGUAUUGAGAGGAUGUAAAUCAGACCUACUUAUUCAGCAGAAUGGUGUCCCUCAAGGCUCUACCUUAGGACCACUUCUUUUCUCAAUUUUUAUAAAUGAUCUCCCACUCUGCUUCUCUAACUGUUGUGUACAAUUAUAUGGUGAUGAUACUGUUAUACAUCAGACACUCUAUACCACUAAUUCAAGAGGCCCUUCAAUUGGAGUUUAAUGUUUUUCAAAUCAGCGGCUUGUCAAGGGACUAUAUUCAACUUAUCUUGCAUUGUAACAUGCAUUAUGACAACUUAAUAAAGUUUAUGUAUGUUUUUAAAUGAAGUGGAGGAGCCUGCAAGUGUUUAGUUUGUCUCAGAGGCUCUGUGGACUGCGGACUCCGCAGCUCCGCUCAGCUGUCGAGAGAAGUGUCCUUCUGCUGCUUCUUCUUCUUGUGUAACCUUCACUGCAUGAAAAGUGGGAUUUUUGUCAGUAAGCGGCACUGUAGAUUGUCGUGGAAGUUCAUGUUUACGACUGCACACGGCAAUUUGCAGGCAACACCGAAAACUGCCGUGAAUUGUCGGAAAUUGACGCGGGCCUUGCUUGGCAGUUGUCCCCCCAUGACCCCCCUCCCCCUAAUUCUAGGGGAGGCUUUAACAUGUAAAUGAAAAUGCUGUGAGCUAUACAAAUGCAAAUCAGGGUAGCAGGGGGAGUUUUACCCCAGGUUCCAUUUUUCUAAAAGGUAUUAACUUCAUUAGAAAAUCUCUGGUAUAAAUAGAUCAGGCUCAAUAUAGCCUAAUUAUAGACUCUAAAUUUUAGCUUGAAUUGAUUUAUUCAAUGAAAGUAUGUAAGAUUAAUUACUGUGUAUGUCAUUAGCAAUGGCAUAUCAUGACAGGAUAGUAGCAGGCUCUGUACGUUAUCCGACUUGGCCCUUUUGGAUUUUUUCUCCCAAACUCCAUUUUUGAAAUAGCGCUUUCUGUGAUCAAAAAUACUGUGUAUGACAGAGUCCAGUGUUGCAAUGUUCACAGAGGCACCGAGGUCUUUUCUUCAGUCUCGGGACUUCCAUCUUUCAACUGACUGCACACCGUGUUUAUAUCACAGAGCUUCAUAGGUACACCGUGCCUGUUUAUAUCAUAAACAUAUGCGAGCUCGUCUCGCGAGUUCUUCCGUAUAACAGUGACCUCGCACGUGAUUGGACGAGGAGCCCUCGUCCAAUCAUGGACGAGGUCAUGGGCACCUCGUCCAAUCACAUGCAAAGUCAUGGGCAUGACUCAUACAGCAGUACCUGCAAGACGAGCAUAUACAGACAUGUUUUUAUUCUUGUACUCAGACCUUUUCCUCCAUUUCCUGUGUUUUAACUGCCGUUUCGUGAACUACAAUGGCUGGACGGCAUCUCACCUUCAACUCCUCUGCAUGGACACGAUCAACUCCUUUCAGGCAGUCCGCAGACCGGCGAGAAGAAACUGCUGAAUGCUAUCAGUGGACUGUCUCGUCAGCUUACUCUGCUUGCUGCCGAUGUGAAUGAGCAGUUCACUGUAGUAAACUCCAGGUUGCUCUCCAUAGAGGAUAGGUUGGCUGCUUUGGAGUCAAAAAAGUGUGUGGAAGAGACUAACUCUAAGAAGAAGAGACGGGUGCACAAUCCCAAGAUUGCGGAAGCAGUACGCUGUCUUCACAACUCGGAGACAAAUUGUAGGCGCUACGAACCGGAGCAAGCACUAACCUCGCCUCAUAACGAGGCCGUGACCUCCUAUUUGCUCGGAGCUAUGUCAGCAAGUCCAGAUUUACAUGACGCUGUUAGUGACGCCAUUGUGUCUGCCUGUAAGACAUACUAUGAGACAGUAUGCAGGAGCUUCAGGUACAGACAGCCAGAUCUCGCAUCGCAGGCGGAAACUGUGAAGAGUUCAGCUCGGAGUCGAUCGAGAAGAAAGAGGCUGCUGGAAGCAAGACAGAGUGUACUUGCCGAUGACGAGGUGGACCUUUGGAAGUGCGCCACCAUAGACCUAAUGUCCAAUGAAGAAGACGGCAUCGCUGGUGGGGUGUCUGGAUGGAUUGUGCGACCUCCAGUCUUUCGUAGCCAGGAGCUCACCGAGCUCUGUGCCUCGCUGCAGUCGAGAUUAGAGGCAAUUCCCAAGUACAGGGGAACGCACCACAGACGUCUGCAAAAUGGACCAAAUUCGGACAAAAUGCCACCAGUUACCUACAGCUUCGAGGCAGCAGACAGACACUUCACGGUGCUGUAGGAUUUUGGCCUUCUCCUGAGCUUCCCGUUUGUUGUGUGGGCAGAUUUGUACAUAGUUGUGUGUUUGUGUUUCUUCUAAUAAAGCUCUGUCUUUGAAUAAAAA